Sparassis crispa is the source of this 942-nucleotide messenger RNA. RefSeq lists its product as uncharacterized. Gene Ontology annotation, cellular component: catalytic step 2 spliceosome. The record is from RefSeq and is a predicted model, not a curated record. Lineage: Eukaryota; Fungi; Basidiomycota; Agaricomycetes; Polyporales; Sparassidaceae. Bases 1 to 942 code for a protein of 313 amino acids. Gene Ontology annotation, molecular function: protein binding. The transcript has 6 exons. Gene Ontology annotation, biological process: mRNA splicing, via spliceosome.
AUGGCACCGUCCCGCGGCCCAACUACUGUUGCACGAAACCUCCAUGCGACACUCCAAAACCACAAGGGGGCUGUCCAUGUUGUUCGAUAUGCGAAAGGCAGCGCAAAAUAUAUCCUGACAGGCGGGCAGGACCGUUCCGUCCGUCUCUGGAACCCCGAGUUGGGCACGCAAAUCAAGGUGUAUGCGGCUCAUGGCUACGAGGUGUUGUCAAUCAGCGUGUCGCAUGAUAACAGCAAGUUCGCCUCGUCGGGCGGCGAUCGUUCUGUGUUCUUGUGGGAUGUGAUGACGGGCGCGACUAUCCGGCGGAUACCAGGCCAUAUGGCCAAGAUCUUUACUGUAGAGUUCAAUGAGGAUGCGAGCGUUCUUGCCAGUGGCUCAUAUGACAACACUGUGAAGCUUUGGGACCUCCGCUCUCAGAACCGGCAAGCGAUCCAAGUACUCGACGAAGCCCACGACGCGGUGCAGACCCUACACGUGGGCCCCACGUAUAUUAUCACCGGGUCGGUUGACGGCUACGUCCGUACCUACGAUCUCCGCAUGGGCGAGCUGCGCUCCGACUUCAUUGGCAACCCAGUUGCGGCAGUCGUCCCCUCACAGGACGGCCAGACGUACCUCGCCACGACGCUCGACUCGCACGUGCGCCUGAUGGACAUGUCGACAGGCAAGAUGCUCAAUGAUUUCACGGGCCAUACGAACACGUCGUACCGGUGUCGCGCGUGUUUCGGGCAUGGAGAGGCCAGUGUCAUUUGUGGGGACGAAAAGGGUAUGGUAUGGGCUUGGGAUCUGGUCGAUGCGGCUCCUCUGCAACCGAAUCCGCCACCGAAAGUCCAUCAUAAAGUUAUCACUUGGGUCGAGCACCACCCAAUUGAUAGCGACGAACUCGUCACUUCUAGCGCGGAUGGCACGGUCAAAGUAUGGCGCAGUCCGAACAGUGGUUCAUGA